Pseudopodoces humilis (Tibetan ground-tit) is the source of this 2823-nucleotide messenger RNA. The record is from RefSeq and is a predicted model, not a curated record. NCBI's taxonomy places the organism in Eukaryota, Metazoa, Chordata, Aves, Passeriformes, Paridae.
AUGGGGGAGGGGGGUUCAUUGCACCGGACAUGGCCAAUUAACAGGACACGACAUUUAACUACUAUUAAAGACAUCCUCUUUCAGACCCAGCACUGGACAGUAGUUGCUGUGGAUCCACUGGAGGGAGAGAAGACAAAUACCAGACACGUCUUGGCCACUGUGGAGCGCCCCUUCCAGAAACUCGAUUGGACCACUAAUGAAGCAAUCUGGAUUGAUCAGUGGCCGCUCCAAAAAGACAAAUUGAAGGCGCUCAACGAGCUCGUGGAGGAGCAACUAGUAAAGGGUAACAUUGUAGAGACCACCAGCCCUUGGAAUUCCCCGGUGUUUGUCAUUCGGAAACCGGGGAAAGACAAGUGGCGACUCCUCCACAACCUUCGUGCGAUUAAUAAAAUCAUUGUUGACAUGGGGCCCCUUCAACCAGGGAUGCCUACCCCAACUAUGCUCCCCCGAGAUUGGAAUUUGGCCAUAAUUUAUAUAAAAGAUUGUUUUUUUCAAAUUCCCCUACACCCUGAUGAUGCCCCACGGUUUGCCUUCUUGGUACCCACCCUUAACCGAGAAGCCCCAGUGAGGAGAUUCCACUGGCGAGUGUUGCCACAAGGCAUGAAAAAUUCACCCACGAUCUGCCAGUGGUACGUCUCCUCGUUGCUGUCUCCCGUGCACAAAGAGAUGGGGGAGGUCAUCAUCCACCAUUACAUGGAUGAUGUCCUAGUGUGUGCCCCCCAUGACGAUCUACUUACACGAUCUCUUGACCGAGUGGUUAAAGUUUUAACAUCUGCAGGCUUUCAACUCCAGGAGGAUAAAGUUCAAAGGAUGCCGCCCUGGAAGUAUCUGGGUCUGCGGAUUGCUGAGAGGACCGUUGUGCCUCAAAAAUUGGCAAUAAACAGCAAUCCGAAAACCUUAGCAGACCUCCACUCACUGUGUGGGACAUUGAACUGGGUCAGGCCUUGGCUAGGCCUCACUGCGGAAGACCUAGCCCCCCUCUUCAUACUUUUGAAGGGGGAGAAGGAACUGAGUUCUCCCAGGACCCUGACCCCAGAAGCAAGGAAAGCCCUGGAGAAAGUGCAAGAUGCCCUUGUAGAGAGACAAGCGCAUCGGUAUGAACCAGCCCUGCCAUUUGAAUUUAUAGUGCUAGGGAGAAUGCCACACCUCUGUGGGUUGAUUUUUCAAUGGGACCGAGGCUCCAAGGAUCCCCUCUUGAUCAUAGAGUGGGUUUUCUUGAGCCACCAAAGGUCCAAGAGUGUCACCCGGCCACAGGAACUGAUGGCUCAGCUUAUCGGGAGAGCUCGAGCUCGGCUUCGGGAGAUGGCCGGGUGUGACUUCGCAUGUGUUCGGGUACCGGUUAGCUUGUCUCGGGACAAAGCGUCCCCAGAUAAGCUGACAAAGGAAAUGUUUGAUCAGUUGCUUCGAGAGAAUGAGACCCUCCAGAUUGCUUUAGAUAGUUAUGAGGGACAAGUUUCGGUCCACGCCCCUGCCCAUAAAUUCUUCAAUUCAAAAUUUGAUGUGAUUCCAAAAGAAUUGCGGAGCAGGAAGCCCCUCAAAGCCUUGACCGUGUUCACUGAUGCAUCCAGGGCAUCUCACAAGUCGGUAGUAACUUGGCGAGAUCCCAAAACUCAGCAGUGGGAAACAGAUAUUAAAUAUGUGGAGGGAUCUCCACAAGUCGCUGAGUUGGAUGCAGUCAUCAGGGCCUUUGAGAGGUUCUCUGAACCUUUCAAUUUGGUCACAGAUUCGGCAUAUGUAGCAGGGGUAGUUGCAAGGGCUGAACAUGCAGCCCUAAAGGAGGUCUCAAAUCUGAAGUUGUUUGAGUUGCUUUCUAAACUAAUCUACACUGUUUCCUACAGAAAGCAACCCUUUUUCGUAAUGCAUGUGAGGUCACACACGGAUCUCCCCGGCCCGGUAGCCGAGGGAAAUCAAAUGGCUGAUUCCCUCGCUGCCCUAGUUUCAAUGGCUCAGCUCCCUGAUUUAUUCCAACAAGCCAAGCUGAGCCACCAGAUGUUCCAUCAGAAUGUGCCUGGUCUGAUUCGCCAAUUCCACCUGCGGUGGGAUCAAGCCAGAGCCAUUGUGGCCACAUGCCCACAUUGCCAAACCACCUCCAUGCCCUCCCUGGGGUCAGGAGCUAAUCCUCGAGGCCUAGGGAGUUGUGAGGUGUGGCAAAUGGAUGUGACCCAUGUUCCCGAAUUUGGCAGGUUGCGGUUCGUACACUUGUCCAUAGAUACUUUCUCGGGUGCCGUCUUUGCUUCUGCCCACACAGGGGAGAAAGCCGAGCAUGUCUGCAAACACCUCAUGCAGGCUUUCUCUGUGCUGGGGGUCCCCAAGGAGCUUAAAACUGAUAAUGGCCCAGCAUACACCUCCAGGAAACUGGAGGGAUUCCUGCAAGAGUGGGGAGUUGAACACAAGAGAGGCAUCCCACACUCCCCCACCGGCCAAGCGAUUGUGGAGCGAGCCCACCAGUCACUCAAACGUGUCCUGAAACAUCAGUGGGAAACAAUGAAAGGUUACACCCCUCAAGAUCGGUUAUGUAAAGCGCUAUUUACCAUCAAUUUUUUAAAUUGUAGUGACAGUGACCCCAACCCUCCAGUGGCUCGACAUUUUCAAUCCACCAGCAACUACAAGCUUCAACAUCACCCUCCAGUGCUGGUACGAGACCCAGAGACCCAAAAGGUCCUGGGUCCGUUCGAUCUGGUGACCUGGGGGCCACCAGACGAACAAGAGGAUGGCAUCGUGUCCAUGCAGGCCACCCCCGUGACCCCUGAGGGAGAAGAAGAGGAGGAAAACCUCGAGCCCCCCAUCCCUAUUGAUGUAUUACUUUCCUAUUAUGUUAAGUAA